Messenger RNA from Oikopleura dioica, 2571 nucleotides. Lineage: Eukaryota; Metazoa; Chordata; Appendicularia; Copelata; Oikopleuridae. The record is from the annotation of a GenBank genome assembly.
AUGAAUGAAUCGGAAACUCGAAUAAACAGUCCACCACCAAUAAAGGAGAAGGCGGCGGAGGAGGGAUCAGUGGUCGAAGGUGAAAAGGAGAACCAGACCCCCGAAGCCGUGAUCAGCAUAGAUGACGACGCAAAUAUAAAUCCAACUUCCAUCAAGAGCAAAACUCAGUCAGAGCUAAGCAUAUCUUCGAAAACCAGUCUCGAUGAAAAGCCAAAAAAUAGCCCGGCCAGGAAGCCGAGGAGGACCAAGGCAGAAAUGGAAAAGGAGAAAAAAGAAAAAGAAGAGCAAAGAAAACGCAAAGCAGAAGAGCUAGCGAAGAAAAAAGCGGAAAAGGAGCGCGAAAAAGAAGAAAAACGCAAGGCAAAAGAGCUUGCUGAUCAAGAGCGAGCAGAAAAGAAACGCCUUGAAAAUGAAGAAAAACAAAGAAAAGCAGCGGAAAGAGAGAAAAUACGUCUUGAAAAAGAAGAAAAAGAGAAACAAGCUCGCGAAGAGCGAGAAAAGAAGCAAAAAGAAAAAGACGAAGCAAAGAGGAAAAAAGAAGAUUUAGAAAAACGGAGACUAGAGGAAAAAGAAAAAGAGCGCCUUCUCAUUGAAGAGAGGGAGGAAAAAGCAAGGCAACAAAGAGCCAAGUUUUUUCAAAGCUUUUCGAAAAAACGGCUUUCCACAAAAAUUGAAAAAAUCGAAGAUGAACCGCGCUGGACGCCAUUUGUCGCUCACAAGGAGCAGUUCCUUUGCCCAGUUAUUUAUCGACAGUGGAGUGAAUCAGAAGAAGACGACUUUGAAAAGUUUCUCAAAUUAUUACGCGAAAAGGGCUUUUCUUGCGAAGAAUCAAAAUACUUUCAUGAGCUCAAAAACCGGCCAUUUCGGAGGCGUCCAAAACGAGAGCGGCGAAAAAAGACCGACGAUGAGUGUUUCUUAAUCAAUCCAGAGCUGGAACAGGCGCUCAAAGAGGGCGCGCGGUUCAAAUAUUUCAAUUUUCACACGGAUUAUCGGCCGCCUUUUUACGGAACAAACAGAAGUACAUCAACCGAGAUCAAUCCAAGACGGCCACUCGCUUUGGACCCAAAUUUAGAUUACGAAUACGACUCAGGUGAAGAUUGGGAAGAAGAACCGGAAGGCGAAGACGUCGAAUCCGGGAAUGAAAAAAUGUCAGACGAGGAAGAAAUGGAUGAAGACGACCAGGACGGCUUUUUCGUUCCGCACGGUUACCUCAGCGACGAUGAAGAAAACGCCGCUUGUGAUCCGGAUGAUCCGGAAGAUAGGCGACCCAAACUUACUGAAAAGGAACUCCAAGAACGCGAAGAAAGAUUCCAGAAAAUGCGAAAACGGCGUCUUCGCAAGCUGAUUGCCUUUACCGAGGGACCGAUCUAUUCCGAUGAGGAAGAUGAUGACAAGCCGCAACUUGAAAAUAUGAGCUAUGAUCAAAAGACCAAAGAAUUCGACUGGGAAGAGGUCAUUUGUUUGCGCGAGGGCUCACCAGAUCCUCUGAGAGACUAUUCCGACAAUGAAAUCGGCUCUCUUGAUGGAAUUUGGAAUGAAAUUGCAUCAUCAGAGGAAGAGUGUGACAUCGAAAACGUCGAACUUGACGAAGAUGAAGAGGAGGAUCUGGUAGAACUUGAAGACCAGUUCCCCUCAGACGAAGAGGACUUUGUUGAGCUAGAGAAUCCUAUGUGGGACAAUUCUGCCAUGAGAAACUGGAGCGACUUCGACGAAGUCAAAGAACAGCUGUUGAAGCGUGAGGAAGAGUAUGCUGCUCCUGAAGACGAUGCAAUGGAAGUAGAAAAAACUCAGAAAUCUGAGGAUCAGCUCUUCUGCACUGAGAGUCCCGAGAAAACUCGAAUGAGGAGGAAAAUUUGGGCACAUCCUUCUGGUGCUUCUGUUUCAUGCGCUCGCGCUACAACAUAUUUGGAUGUAUGCGACUUGAAUAUGAUCCUCAAAGACGGCAAGAUUACUAUUGCUCCUGGAAUAGAACCUGAAGCUUCCGAAUCCGAAGAGGUUGAGGAAUUCAUGGAAAACGAAGAUUCUGAACAUGAAGAGGAGCAGGAAGUGGAAGAAGAUGGCGGAGAAAUUCAAGGAGAAGUCAUUGAAAUCCUGAGCAGCGAUGGCGAAGGUGAUUCCGAGGGUCAUGAAUCCGAGGAAAUUCCAGACACGGAAGAUGAACAAGAAGUCGAACAACCAGAAGCCGUUUCUGAGGUAGACGAAGACGAUGACGAUCUCGAUAAUGUCGAAGAUGAUGAAGAUGACGAAGAAUCCCUCGGCGACGAAGACUCGGAUGAAGACGAGGAAGAGCUCGAAGAUCCAGAAGAACACGACAGCAUUCCUUGUGGAGGAAAUUUCGACGAUGAACAGGAGAAUAACAAGCUCGGUGAGAAGCGAAAAGUAUCGCCAGCGCGAAGACAGUUGAACUUCGAAGACCCAAAAAAUAAUGACGAAGCUCCUCAAAAAGAGCCAGUAGCGCCAAUUGUUAUCGAUAGCGAUUCAAAUCCUCCAGCACCUAUUGAAGAGACACCGAAAGAAGAAAAAGUCAAUAUUUUGAUACCGAAGAAGAAAAAGAAGAAAGAUAAAAGUUAA